Molecule: messenger RNA, 3039 nt
Organism: Drosophila gunungcola (fruit fly)
Lineage: Eukaryota; Metazoa; Arthropoda; Insecta; Diptera; Drosophilidae
Product: RING finger protein 10
Biological process (GO): positive regulation of transcription by RNA polymerase II
Molecular function (GO): transcription cis-regulatory region binding; metal ion binding
Source: RefSeq, a predicted model, not a curated record
UGCAGUGCACCUUCCAGCACUUACAGUCAGCCAUUUUGCACAGGGCAUCGCGGAUGCUUUUUCUCCCUGACCAAAGGAUAUUUGGUUUUUCUAUCAAAAUUCGUUGAUUUCGAGACGUCAAAUCGAAACACCCCAAUAGCGGAGAAAAUAUACCGGUAGCUUGAGUGCAAUUGGCAAGUGGAAAUUGUCGGAAAGGGCCAGUUUUAGACCCCAAAAAAGCAGCCAGCGCAGACGUCACACCUUUUCAGUCACCAAUACGAAAGCACCGUUACAAUUACUAAUACUAUUACCACAAGCGACGGGCAUAGACUAACACCACAACAACAACAAAACAAGUGCUAGAAAAGUAUAUAGCAAUUCAAAGUACUUUUUUAGUACUUUCUUCUCGCCUUGAAUUUACCUGCGUUUCCUCGCGAAAGCCGCUUGAAUUUUUUGGAAAUAUUACGCAAGUAUUAUUUCUAGUCGUACCCGUUGAAUAAUCAUGGCUCAGUAAACAUGAAUCCGCAACGAGAAUACUCUGCUAGACUCACUCCGUGUGGAGACCAAGGCAAGACGCAAUUAGCUGCCCACUGGCAGCUGCCCAGCACCAAUACUAUUAGUACUUCCCAUUACCCCAAUAACAAUAACAACAACAACGAUGGACAGCAACAACAGCAGCAGCAAGAAGCAGCCUCAAUCCUCUCAUCAUGGCAAAUCCUCGUCUGGUGAUUCGCAAAGGAAGUCCAGUGAAGUACAUGCCAACGGCAACAAGCAGCGGCAGAACCGCCGACGGGAGCAGCUUCCCACACCACGUAACGAUCAGCAGCAGCAACAGCGCAGCGUCAGGCAGCAGCAACCACAACAACAGGCACAGCAACCUGCCAAGCUACGUCCCAAUGUGGACAAGCGGCCGAGGGCUCGCGGCGGAGGCGGAGGGGCAUACGAUUUCCCUGCAUCCCGCGGCGAAGACGGGACUCCAGGCGGCGCCCGACUAGAUCAUUAUGGCGCUGGCUACCCUCGUAGCGGUGACUUUGAACAUGAACUCAACUCUGUGUACGCACAGGGCAGCAAGAAGCAGAAUCUGAACCAUCUGCUCAACUUUCACUGCGUGCCGAGGGAACUGCAGCGUGGCGGCCAUCAUCAGCACCACCAGCAGCACCAUGGCCUGGGCAUUCGGAAGCAGCGCUACAACAAGGAGCAGUUCUUGCAGGCCAACUUCCAGUUCGUCAUUCGAUUGGGGGCCAAAGCCGAGGUGAAUGGCUCGCCAGAUACGCUUAUCGACUGGAGCUACAUCGAGCAGAUCAAUAUCCAGACCACGGAGGAGUUGCAGUGUCCCAUCUGUCUGUAUCCCCCGGUGGCAGCCAAGCUCACCAGAUGUGGCCACGCCUACUGCUGGCCCUGCUUGCUGCACUACCUCUCGCUGAGCGACAAGACCUGGCGCAAGUGUCCCAUUUGCUAUGACGCCAUUCACGCCGGAGAUCUGAAGAGCUGCACCAUCGAGCAGCAGAGGGAUUUGCAGGUGGGCGAAAGGAUUACCUUCCAGUUGAUGCGCCGUCGCAAGGGCUGCAUGUACAUCGAAAAACAGGCUGCAGGACUAGGAGAAACCAUUGAACGUUUCCCAUUCGUGACCGCUGGAGAAGAGGCUAAACGAUAUUCCAAGUUUCUAAUAGCCAAGCGGUCGGACGUGGGCGCCAUCAUUGAGAGGGAGCGUGGCGAACUGCUAGCCGAAUCGGAUGACUCCUGUCCGGAGGAUGUCUUUAUUCAGCAGGCUCUUGUGAUGCUUCAAGAGCGUGGUGAGAAAUUGGGACUGGAGAAACCCGAUCCCAGAGAGGAGGAACAGGAGGAACUACCAGCACCUGUGCUUUGUCUGGAGGAAGAAACCAAGCUUGAUAUUGAGAAGCCAGACGAUGCCUCCAUUUCAUCGGGAGAGGCAUCGACCAGUCUGAGCUCCUCCUCGAACAAUCAUUAUUAUUAUUUCUACCAGUCCAACGACGGACAAAACAUCUACUUGCAUCCCUUGAAUGUGAAGAUGCUGCAAGCAUGCUAUGGUACCUUGGAUUUAGGUCCACUGCUGAUCGAAGCACAGAUUGUGCAGAUGGAGCAGCACUCCAUGGACGAGGAGCAUCGUCGCAAGUUCACCUGUCUUGGUCAUUUGCCUUUGACUUGCCAGUUUUCGGUUGUGGAAGUCGAACUGCAACCGCCAAUUGUCUCUGGAGGAAUACUCAAGCUCUUUAAGGAGGAUAUUCUUCAUCGUAAGAAGGAGCGUCAGCGCCGGGAUCGCGAGGAGCGCAAGAGAGAGCAGCACAUCAACGAAAUCAAUGACCGUCAGAUGGGCAAACUGAUUGCCAGUGCAGCUAACCUCAACUUAAGCUCGUCUCAUGAAUUUCCCACUUUCGGCUUCGAGGAGGCUUUACCCACGCCAAGUGGCUCGGUGCCCAUGACAAUUAACCGGCAGGACAGUGGUUCACGCUACUCCAGCGUCACUCUGGGAAGUGCUAGUCCCAAGCAGGAGUUAUGGCCCACUAUUGGAAGUGGCUCUCCUGGCAAUACCGUUGCAUCAUUGGAUUUCCAGGUGGGCGCUUGGGGUCGUUCGGCUCCACCGCCACCACGAGCUGUAGCGACCACCAAAAUCAGUGAUGAAGAUUCAGAGCAACGAUCUUUGGGCCACUGGGGUCUGGGUGAACUUUUGGUAGGAGCCUUGGAUCAGAAAAAGCAAAAGGUAGAAGCAGGAAAAGCAAAUGGAGGAGCUGCCCCCGCCGAGUCCAAGAAGCAGAAAAAAGCCAAGGGCAAGAAAAUGGUUCCCCUGUUUGCCAUGGGCAUGAACAGAGCUCCAUGAAAGAGUAGUAAAUCACUUAUGAAGAUUUAUUGUAUUUUGUAUUUUUUGUUUGAUGCGAAUAUUUCAACGUUAUUUCAAAUAACAAAAACACGAUUGUUUUUUCAUUGAAGAUGAUUUGAAAAAUCAUUAAGCUAAUCUAUAAUUUAUACCAACUUAUAUUCACAAUAUCCAUAUGCAUAACUAAUUAAUGGUAAUCCAAUAAAGGCAGCAAGCAAAACACUAAA